Messenger RNA from Hippopotamus amphibius kiboko, 594 nucleotides. RefSeq names its product interleukin 37 (gene IL37). NCBI's taxonomy places the organism in Eukaryota, Metazoa, Chordata, Mammalia, Artiodactyla, Hippopotamidae. Gene Ontology annotation, biological process: inflammatory response to antigenic stimulus; cellular response to lipopolysaccharide; cytokine-mediated signaling pathway. Gene Ontology annotation, cellular component: nucleoplasm. Gene Ontology annotation, molecular function: cytokine activity. The record is from RefSeq and is a predicted model, not a curated record. The transcript is spliced from 4 exons.
CCAAAGCAGAAGACAACAGAGCUCCAGGAGCCCAAGACAGAGCCAGAGACCCCAGGGAUCCCUGACUCAGGUGCUGUCCUUCAUCCCAGGCUCCUGUUGAGUCACUUCUUCACGUUAAAAAUGUCUCUUUUGGAGGCGAACACAGGUGUGAAAAUGGAUUCUGAAGGUUGGGAAAGAGAUGAACCUCAGUGCCACUCAGAAGAGACCUUUUUUGUAUUAGCCUCCCAUGUUCAGUCAGCUAGUGAGGAAAGAGUAAGCCCGAUUCUCUUGGCCAUCUCUAAAGGUGAGCUGUAUCUCUGCUGUGACAUGAACAAAGGACAAAGCCAGCCAUCCCUGCAGCUGAAGAAGCUGAAACUUUCCAACAUGGUUACCCAGAAGGAACCAGCAUGUCUGCCCUUCAUCUUUUAUAAGGCUGAGGUGGACUCCCGGAACCCCUUGGAGUCAGCUGCCCACCUUGGAGGGUUUGUCUGCCCCUCCUGCAAUCCAGGGUAACCGAUUGGAAUGGCAAAUUCUCGUGGGAGAAGGAAACACACUGAGUUUUCAUUUCGGCAAGUCUGCAAAUCUAUAAUGACCCCCAGUGAAGUCAGCGAAUAA